This is a messenger RNA of Topomyia yanbarensis, 5864 nucleotides long. RefSeq names its product steroid hormone receptor ERR2 (gene ERR). NCBI's taxonomy places the organism in Eukaryota, Metazoa, Arthropoda, Insecta, Diptera, Culicidae. Gene Ontology annotation, biological process: regulation of DNA-templated transcription. The record is from RefSeq and is a predicted model, not a curated record. Gene Ontology annotation, molecular function: nuclear steroid receptor activity; zinc ion binding; steroid binding. The coding region runs from base 867 to 2333 and encodes 488 amino acids. Gene Ontology annotation, cellular component: nucleus. The transcript has 6 exons.
CAGUACGAGACUUCAUGUCGCUCGAUUCAGAUCUGCCUUUGCUCGCGUAGUUCUCGUGUUGAACCGAGCCAAGCACUUGUACCCAAAGGGAUUAUAUUCUGUCAGUAGAUUUGCGUUUGCAGAAUACUUGGCUGUGACAUUGGUAUACUGGAAAUUGAAAACUGUAAAAUCAACUGCCGUGCAAUUUCUGUAGAACCGGUUCAUGUGCCUUUAGUUUUCAAAUAGACUGAAAGAAGUACCGAAAUUCUAACUAUCUAGUGCAAAUAAGGAAGCAAUAUACAGUACAGAAAAAAAAAUCACAAGUAAUUUUUAAAUUUGCUUCCAAGCAACUAAACAGUCUAGAACUCGAAACAGAUGCACGCAGUGCCGGAGAACCAUAAAAUUCAAUAACAAUUUGAUGUUGUUUUCUACGUCUUGGCUCUAGGUAUGUUCGUGUUGCCAAGUUCGAAAUAGCGAGAAUAAAAGUGAAUUUUCGCUUUUCCUCUUCUGCUUCACUUUCGAUUAGUGGGGCCGCGUUUCGUCGGGUGGUGAUGGAAGAGAACCAAACAUAGAAUUGAUGUUUUUGUUUAUGUGUUGUAUGUGCUGUUCUGAAAGUCACGGUUCGAUCGCGAAGUACCGGACGAAACUUGGAAGCGAAUUGCAAAAAAUACGCUGAAAAGAUUGUAAAAUUGUUACACUACAUGUUUUUCGGUGUGAUUUUGUGGAUCAAGAGGAGCACGAUAUUUGUGUGUCAGUUCGAUUAGGAGGAAGUGAAUCCAUCGUCUUUAAAGUUGUGGUUGUGAGGCAGUUGAUACACAAAACGAUAUCUUGGAACUUACUUUUUGCUGGAUAGCAUCGGUAGCUAAGUUGCUCCAGGAAGUGAUUGGAUGACUACAACGAUGAUGGAUAGCUGGAUGCAGGAAGUGGUCUCCAUGAUGGCAGGCGAUGGAACGCCGGCUCGAAUCAAGCAGGAACUAAUCGAGACCUCCUGUUGCAGUCCAUCACCGUCAUCAGUAGGCAGCUUAUCCCAGAGUAAUCUCCUCUACAGUGGAUCGCAAAGCACAAAGAUGGAAUACAAAUGCAGCAGCAAUAAUGACAUCACCCAGUUGACAGAACUGCACGGUGGUCGAAGUGGUGGAAACGGUCGCGGUGGUCCACAUUCGCCCGGUUCGCCGGAUCGGCAGUUUUGCAGUUCGACUACCUCAGCGAUCGGAGAUUUCGGAAGUGACAGUACGAACCAGGAUACGAUCAAGGAAGAAAUUCCCCGGCGGCUGUGUUUGGUUUGUGGAGACAUUGCCAGCGGUUUCCAUUACGGUGUGGCAAGCUGUGAGGCAUGUAAAGCAUUUUUCAAACGGACUAUUCAGGGUAACAUUGAAUAUACCUGUCCGGCCAGCAACGACUGUGAGAUUAACAAGCGACGAAGGAAAGCAUGUCAGGCCUGUCGCUUCCGCAAGUGUCUUUUGAUGGGUAUGUUGAAGGAGGGUGUACGUUUGGACAGGGUACGGGGAGGUAGACAGAAGUAUCGGCGAAAUCCUUGCGCCAAUCCUUACCAGUUACAGCUGACGCAGUCGAAUCUUCAGUACACGCCCCAAUCGUUGGAGGACAUCAAAAUUCUUGAAGUAUUAUCGUCAUUUGAGCCAGAUCCACUCACAAUUGGGCACGGAUUUGAUCUAAUGAACAGCAAUGGUAGCAAUAGUAGUGAACACGACGGUGACAACAAGGGCACCGAUUCGCGCAUGCCCAUGGGAGCUGAUGCGCAGGAGAUGCUAAGCGUGUUAAGUGAUAUCUACGAUAAGGAACUAGUGGGUGUAAUCGGUUGGGCUAAACAAAUACCAGGAUUCACUGAUCUACCGUUAAACGAUCAGAUGCGCCUUCUGCAAGUGAGCUGGGCGGAGUUACUCACACUGAUGUUGGCUCACCGAUCGAUACCAUUCUCCGGUCGACUCUAUUUUGCCACUGAUUUUUGGUUGGAUGAGCGAACCGCGAAAGAUUGUGGAGCACUGGAUUUGUACAAUCAUUUGGCUCAAAUCACUCAGCGGUUGGAGAAGAUCUCAGCGACCAAGGAGGAGUAUUAUCUUUUAAAAGCACUGUCGCUGUCGAAUUGUGAUAUCCGGCUGGACAACUACAGCGCGUUGAAAAAGAUACGCGACAGCAUUCUGUACGCGUUGAAUGACUGUGUGCUGCUUAUAAGGCACAACCAAGCGGUGGCGCAUCAGCAGCAAUUGCUUUUGUUACUGCCAUCACUGCGCCAAGCCGAUUACAUCAUACGCAAGUUUUGGACUAAUGUACACAUUGAGGGUAACGUCACAAUGAACAAAUUGUUUGUGGAAAUGCUAGAAUCGGUGUCACGAUAAACAGUUCAUCGCCGUUCCCCUGGAGGCGCACUCGGUGGUUGUUAGGUGAUCUCUACAACACAAUCAUACAUCCGUGCAUACCAACUUACUUCAUAUAUCAUGCAAGCGCACUUUCAGAACAUACUCAUUUUACGCCCCAGUGCUGUUCAGGUCCUACACGAGACACACGAAUCAUAUUUUUCGACAUGUAUGUUAAACCAGCGAAGUAGGACAAGGUUCAGAUCAAUUAGGAUUACGCUAAAAGGUCGUUAUGUUUUUUCUCAAUAACUAGCUAAUAAGAGACAUUAGGUUAUUAGUAUCCGGUCAGAAUUUUAUACAAAAGCAAUUAUUUUUAUUUUGUCAUUGUGAAGUUUACAAGUUUUAUGAAAUUUAUUUCUAACUACGCUUCGAGCGACAACAGAAGAUAGUGAAUGUAAAAUAUACAGUAGGUAAAGUGUACCUACAAAAGCUACCUCGGAAAUUUUCCAUUGAUUGAAUUCUAUAGCAAAUAUGGUUACCCUUGUACGUUUAGUUACAUCUCGAUUCAGUUGCACACCAACUAGUUUGAUUGUCAAAAUGUUACGGUGCUCUUGUUCAAACAUUCUUCUAUCCAAUUUUAUGACAUAAUUGCUCCAAACAAAUUUUUAAUAAAUUGAAAAAAAGUAAAAAUGACAGUACGCAAACUAAUUGCAUAAUUUUGCAUAUCUCGCUAUAACUAAAAUAUUGGAGAAUUGAUAUACAAUUAUUCGUUGAACAAUCUAUCACGAGGAUACGGCUAAAAGUAAUAAUAAUAACCUUGGAAGGCAAACGUAGAGCAUAAAUGGAGAAUAUCAACUAUAUUUAAAAAAAUGUCACCCUUUCAAAUUAUGACGUUCAAAAUAAGGAACUUAAAAUCGUGCAAAAAGAUUAUUUUUAGCAACUUCGCAAUACAAUGCCACACUUUUAGGUGCGAAACCCUUUCGACUGAUAUGGAUGGUUGCACCGUUGGAUUUCCAUCUCUGUUUGAUUUAUAGAGAAUGUAAAUAACAUUCGUUAAAAAAAUCGUCGUGAUGCAAAAUAAAGAUGAACUUUUCUGUAGCUACCAAUAUUCAUAUUAAUGAUGGAUUAGAGCAUGGAACGUCGAUUUUGCCAACGGAUUUUGAUUAGACAUUUCCUGUCAUAUAGUUCUCGAUUUUGUCUUCAUGCGCCGUUUGUCAAAUUUCAUAUACCUAUACUUACCACUGAUACUGAUAUUGAUUGAUGCGAAGGCAGACCAGUCAAAGCAGCUUCUGUACGUACGUACUGUUCGAAUUGGAAUCAUCCACCAUGGGUCCCUAGACACGUCACCUAGCGACUUGACGAAAAUUUACUGUCAAAUUAGAACCUCUGAAUAAUUCUUGAGGUUUACAUUCUGAAUUUUCCAAGUUAGACACAUAGCAACAAACAUACUUUACAACUUACAUGGAUGAUUCAAGCUGGUUUAGAAAAUUUAGGUUGAACAUAUGGUAUAAUGAAUUCUUGUUGGACAAAUGUAUGACUUAAAUAAAUCUUCAUUUUGUAUUAAUUACUAUUGCCAUUUUUGUACUUUGAUUGUCACUGCGUAUGUAUGGAAAUGCGAGUUGUUAGUUGAUUUGUCCUGAAACAUCAGAACAAAUAAGAGUAACGAUCGCACGAUAUGUAUGAACAUUUGACCAAUAUAUGAUACCAUACCAUAUAUUUUUCUCUCGAUUGAAAUUGUCGCGUUUAGCUUAGAAUUUGUCAAAAUCUCCCAAGUGUGCAAACUAUUUUUCGUAGGUUGAGUUCUUCCUGUAAAUUUUUUUUGGCUUGCAACUAUAAAUGAAAAAAUCAACCUGAACCGUUUCUCAAAAAUAUUUUCAAAGUUAUGAUUAUUUACUUUUUUUAGAUGAGUAGAAAUAUUAUUUAACCCUUAAAUGCAUACUGUUGCCAUUUGGCAACAUACCGAAUUCUGUAAUAUAAAGCCUCAACAAGAGGUAAAUAACAUUCAUACCGAAAAAUGAGUACCAAUGAAAAAUGAGCUUCAUGCAUUUAAGGGUUAAUUUCUCGUGAUUGGUUAUUUAUUUAUUAUUUAUUACUUGAAAUUUUUAUGAAGUACGGAAAAUCCCCUUUGAGUGAAAUUUGCUUUUGUAAUCUCUUCUCUAAAAGGCAUAUAGAGCUCAGUCAUCUUUUCAAAAUUUAUAAAUAGAAUAAAUUAUUAAACUAAUUAAGCUCACUCGGUUAAAUGAAACCAAAAUAGAGCUAACCUGAAUUCUCCUAGUGAUUGGUAAUAUCGAUUCUGCUCAUUUUUUGAUCAGUUAAACAUAAUGAUAUGUUCUUCUAAUUAAAGUAUAGCAUGACAGAAAAAACGGUAAUGGCAGAAAUUAUUAACAAUUGUUAUGAUUAAUGAAUAACGGUUACGGGUCAUUUCGUUUGCUUGUUUGUUUCAUAUUUGUACUGUAACUCAUUUCGGUUUGGGUCGUUUAAAAAAUGCGCUAACAUUUACCACUGUUCGCAAUACACUCGCAAGGCACGCGUUCUGCACGACAACCGAUGUUUUUCUUUUUACAUAUGAUUUAUGAAAUUACUACAAUAUUAAAUCUUAACGACAUUUUAAAGCGAUUGAGAAGUAACGGUUAUUUCAAUUUAUUUAAAACUGUUGGAAGCACACAUCUUCACUUUUAUUCGGCUAACAAAGAGGCAAAUUCAUGUAAACAAAAGUAAAUAGCCAUAACCUUGAAAAUAAUUUCAAUUUCGAAAAACUGUCCAAGCUGUAUCUUUUAUUUAUCGUUGUGAACCCAUAUAAUUUUUCUAACAGGAAAAGCGCAACCAACGAAAAAUGGUUUUUAUGCUAGGUUGGUUUUAACUCAAUAGGUUGUCUAGCCUCGAUAAAAGUCAUCCCAUCAUCGGAUAAGGCAUGUUUUAUUUGUUAUACUAUAGAAAACUACUUAAUAUUAUGAGAGGAAAAAUGCAAUAUUACAAAAAUAUGAAAUUUUGCUUUAUUAAGCAGAGAAUCUCUUCGUUCGCUAACAAACGAACCGAGCUCCCACGUAGAUUCAGACAGAGCAAAGAGGGCACACUUGGCACAUAAUAACGGUUGCCUUCUGUUACUCACUCUGUUAUACAAAAAAGUACAACUUUAUGAAAAGCUAGGAAUUCAUAUUUUAUGACCAUACUACCGACAAAAAAGCAAAAAAAAUACCUUAAAAGCGAUGUCUGCAAACAGCUUUAAAGUAAGAAAACGCUAAUCUUAUCGAUGAAACUAAUACACAGAGAGCUCUACAGUAAAUCUAUCAGUUUGUUAUUACAUCUAAAAAUCAGUUAAGUAGCUGACACAUGCGUUGUGUAUUUAUUAGAAUUUAGCUGUGAAGAUAAGUGGAAAGGAAUAACUCUGAUGAGUAGACUUAUGAAAACGAGUAAAAAUUAACUGAAAAAAAAAAUUAUCGAUACAUGAGAGGUUCUCGUUUUUAAGACAGCGGAGAGUUUGUGAAGAAAGGAUGUAUUUGUACCGAUUAGUUUACCACACAAAGGAAAUUAAACGCAAAAUCAAUCGAACCGCUAACGUUCAAGUAGAGGAAA